Messenger RNA from Balaenoptera acutorostrata (minke whale), 695 nucleotides. RefSeq names its product mitochondrial ribosomal protein L42 (gene MRPL42). Gene Ontology annotation, cellular component: mitochondrial large ribosomal subunit. Lineage: Eukaryota; Metazoa; Chordata; Mammalia; Artiodactyla; Balaenopteridae. The coding region runs from base 143 to 571 and encodes 142 amino acids. The record is from RefSeq and is a predicted model, not a curated record. The transcript is spliced from 6 exons.
GCGGUGUCUCCUAGGACCCGGGUUGAGGGGUGAAAAUAGGUAUACCUAGAAGCAGUUUUUUUUUUUUUUUUAGAAGCAGAUUUUAAAAGCAGUUUCUCUUCAAAUCAUCUUUCAUACCACCUGAUAAGCAUCUUGAUUCACCAUGGCAUUGGCAGCAGUAAAAUGGGCGAUAUCAAGCAGAACUAUCUUGAAACAUUUAUUUCCAAUUCAAAAUGGAGCCUUAUAUUGUGUUUGUCAUAAAACUACGUAUUCUUCUCUUCCAGAUGACUAUAAUUGCAAAGUAGAGCUUGCUUUGACAUCUGAUGGCAGGACAAUAGUAUGCUAUCACCCUUCUGUGGACAUUCCAUAUGAACACACAAAACCUAUCCCUCGGCCAGAUCCUGUGCAGAAUAAUGAAGAAACACAUGAUCUAGUGCUGAAAACCAGAUUAGAAGAAAAAGGUGAACACUUAGAGCAAGGACCCAUGAUAGAACAACUUAGCAAAAUGUUCUUUACUACUAAGCACCGUUGGUAUCCUCGUGGACAGUAUCAUAGACGUCGUAGGAAACUGAAUCCUCCAAAAGACAGAUGAUAUUGAGGUUUUCAGGAAUCAAAGAGAAAUGUUAUUCUGCGUCUCAUUUGCCAUUUGAGAAAAUACAAUUGGGUAUAUUCACUAAUAUGUUAUAUAGUAAAAUAAUAAAAUGUCUUCUCAUAUA